UUUCACUUAAGCCUCUGAAUCACAAUGUCAGUAUUCUCAUUGUAGCAACUUGUUUUUAAAUUCUCCAUGCAGGCUAAAAAGGCUUUAGGGAAUAAGGCUUUCCUCCAGCCAGUGAAUAAGGAUGAGAUUAUUGCUCCAAAGGCCCGUGAGAUCUAUCAGAAAGCAAAAGUCCUUGAUUCCAAAGAGAUCUGGAACAUUCUUAGGGAGGAGUCUGAGUCCAAACUGGCUAUAAUGGAGACAGCCAUUGGCGGGCCCUCAGUGAUCAAGGCGUUUAAUGACAGGAUGGAGUGUCAGAAGCUGCUGGAGGUUCAGGGGCAAGGGAAGUCUAGCCGCCAUAAGAAUCGAGUGGCGCUCAUGUUCAAGGCCUCGGAGGCCAACCUGGACAGGACAGCCUUACUCAUUGCCAACAACCCCCUGCCUGACCUCCAUAACCUGAAGGAGGGUGACAGCCCCACCAAAUACCUGGUAGGCAACCCCCCCGCCCCCGACAAGAGGCUUGAAGCCAUCCGGGGUCGUCAGAGUGGUUUGCCUCCUCUGAAACAUCCUCUUAAAUUGCCAUCUGGGAUGAGAAGAGAUGGCAGCAAGCGGAGCAGCAGAGCUCCGUCAUGGGUGCAAACGAGUCUCUGUGUGCAGUUCUCUGAGGAUAGGUCAACGUUUUCAGACAGGGACAACUGGCAAGAAGGUACUGCCCAAGAUCUGACCCAGAGCACUGAGGUCAAAGAUCAGUGCCGUGAACUGUGUGAGCCCCUCACUCUCUCGGCCCUGCUGGAGACUGCAGUCACAGUAACAGCACCAGGACAGGGGGCGUUCCGCUACGGACAGACCGCCUACUGGAACGUGACCAACAGCUGUGAACUGCCGCCAUGACUUCUGAUGCCUGGACCUUUCAAUGCAUGCACGCAAUAGCUGUUUGCCCUCUAUAUUUGGAGCGGUUUGCCAACUAUGCAUUGAAAUUCAGCAAUAAAUACUUUAUGGUUGAAAUUAUUUGGGGGACAUAUCAAGCCACUGUGUGUGUGUGUGUGUGUGUGUGUGUGUGUGUGU
Salvelinus namaycush (lake trout) is the source of this 1041-nucleotide messenger RNA. RefSeq lists its product as uncharacterized. The record is from RefSeq and is a predicted model, not a curated record. The transcript is spliced from 7 exons. Lineage: Eukaryota; Metazoa; Chordata; Actinopteri; Salmoniformes; Salmonidae. Bases 67 to 867 code for a protein of 266 amino acids.